This is a messenger RNA of Nomia melanderi (Alkali bee), 1102 nucleotides long. Its product is annotated as exosome complex component RRP43. The record is from RefSeq and is a predicted model, not a curated record. NCBI's taxonomy places the organism in Eukaryota, Metazoa, Arthropoda, Insecta, Hymenoptera, Halictidae. Gene Ontology annotation, biological process: U4 snRNA 3'-end processing; U1 snRNA 3'-end processing; exonucleolytic trimming to generate mature 3'-end of 5.8S rRNA from tricistronic rRNA transcript (SSU-rRNA, 5.8S rRNA, LSU-rRNA). Gene Ontology annotation, molecular function: mRNA 3'-UTR AU-rich region binding. Gene Ontology annotation, cellular component: nuclear exosome (RNase complex); cytoplasmic exosome (RNase complex).
AACUAAAUCUCAUUAUAAAUUAAUAUACACAACAUAUUGAAAAAGCCAAUUUCAAAUAUAUAAAAAUUUAUAGAUUAAAGUAACAGAAUAUAUUGUAUUUUCAAAGUUACUAUGUUACACUUAAUAAAAUAAAAUGUACUGUAAUUAUACGAUUAAAUAGAUACUGGAAAGGAUAGCGGAAUACAGUAGUGAAAAAUUCGUAUUAUGGACACUCAAUAUAAGACUAUUCAUCCUGUGAAAUAUCUACAAGAUCAUUUGGCACAAGAUGUUAGACCUGAUGGUAGACAAUUUUUAUCUUUUCGUCCAAUAAGUAUAAAUAUUUCAUCGGUUACUCAUGCAGAUAGUUCAUCGAUAUUCAAAAUUGGUAAUACAACAUGUGUAUGUGGUAUUAAAGCUGAAUUAGCAGUACCCAAAAUAGAACAUCCCGAUUGUGGUUAUAUCGUACCAAAUGUUGAACUUUCUCCAUUGUGUUCACCAAAAUUUCGACCUGGUCCACCAAGCGAUCAAGCACAAAUUACUUCGAAAAUGAUAGAACUUAUUCUAAAGAAUUCAGAAGCUGUAAAUUUGAAAGACUUAUGCAUUUACAAAAGCAAACUAGUAUGGGUAUUAUAUUGCGAUCUUUUAUGUAUUAAUUAUGAUGGUUCAGUAAUUGAUGCUUGUAUUGGAGCAUUGAUUGGAGCACUUAAUACUUUGAAAUUACCUGAAACAAUCUAUAACGCAGUAACAGGAAAUAUUUCUGUACAUCCUAUGAACAAGAUAUGUUUUCCAGUUAAAGCCUUGCCAGUUUCCGUAACAUUUGCUAUAUUUAAUGACCAGUUAUUAAUUGCUGAUCCCACCGAUGAAGAAGAAAGUUUAUGCUUGGGGAGAUUAAUAAUUGUAAUGGAUGAGGAAAAACUUUGUUACAUACACAAACCUGGUGGAGUUCCAAUUUCAUGUGAGCUGUUUUUGAAGAGUUUAGCAAAAUCCAAGAAAAGGGCAGAAUUAGUAAGAUCACUAAUUAAUACUGCUAUAUCAUCAGCAAAAGAGGAGCAAUCAAAAAAACAACAAUGUGUAUAAAGUACAUUUGUAUUAUUAAUAAAAUAUUUGAUAAUUAUGUUUUUAA